Acanthosepion pharaonis is the source of this 1500-nucleotide messenger RNA. The record is from the annotation of a GenBank genome assembly. NCBI's taxonomy places the organism in Eukaryota, Metazoa, Mollusca, Cephalopoda, Sepiida, Sepiidae.
AUGGCCGCCAACUAUAGCAAUGUCCGAGCGCCCCACAGACCCCAAACCCAGCACUUCUAUCGCCAAGUCGCCAUUAAAUCGUUUCCAGAGAAGCCAAUUCUGUGCCAAACUAACAUUUAUAACGAACAUCUAUCUAUCUAUCUAUCUAUCUAUCUAUCUAUCUAUCUAUCUAUCACAACUUCUAAUAUUGUUAAUAUUGAAUAUCUAUCUAUCUAUCUAUCUAUCUAUCUAUCUAUCUAUGGAAUAAUCGAAGUCAUAAAAAAAGUAUUUUCUUUCGUUCUUUCUUUCUUUCUUUCUUUCUUUCUAUCUAAUUCAUCCUUUCUUAUUCGCUUAUUCUCUUUCUUUCUUUCCUUCUUAUUUAUUUCUAAUUCUCACUUUUUUCGUCUUCUUUUCUAUAUUUUUCUUUCUAUAUUCUCUUUCUUUCUUUCUUUCUUUCUUUCUUCAUUCCUGACUUUCUUGCAUAUUAUUUCGUUCUUUCUUUGUAUAUUAUUCUUUCUUUCUUUCUUUCUUUCUUUCUUUCUUAUUAUCUCAUUCUUCCUUUCUUAUUCUCUCUUUCUUUUCUUUUUACUCUUUUACUUCUUUUUCUUUGACUUUCAUUUUUUUCUUUUCCUUUUUCUCUUUCUUUUUGCUUUAUUUUUAUUCUUUUUUUUUCUUCUUAAUUCAGAAAAUUUUUUUCACUUUCUUCUUUUGUUUUAUUUCCGUUUCUUUUUCUUCAAAUAUCUUUCCUUUUUCUCUAAGUUAUUAACUUUUGUACUCUUUUUUGUUUUCAUUUCUCCUGUUUUCACUCACUGUAUUUCUUUUUUGUUCUUUCCUAUUUCUCCUUUCAUUUAUUUAACUUAUUUUCAUUUUAUUUCUUCGUUUCUCAUUUUCUUUCUUUCUUUUGAUCUAUUUUCUUUCAUUAUCAUCUUAUUUUUCUUCUUCUUUCUUUUUUCUCCUCCUUCUUUAUUAUUAUUAUUAUUAUUAUUAUUAUUUAUUAUUAUUAUUAUUCCUCAUUUUACCUUCUGUGUUUCUAUGAAGUAUUCCAUUUUUGUCUUCAUUUUCUUUUCCUUCUUUUUCUUCUUUUUCUUUUCAGUUUCAUUCAUUAUGGCACUCCAUCGCCACCACACUCUUUGCAUCUUCCAACAAGCUCCCCACUUCACCCAGAUCACCUACGUUUUCAUUCACCUAUUCCAUUUCUUCUUCUUCUUCUUCUUCUUCUUCUUCUUCUUCUUCUUCUUCUUCUUCUUCUUCUUCUAUUCAAUUUCAUUCAUUAUCACUCCCAUAUCCAACCACACUUUCCCCAUCUUGCAGCAAGACACCCGUACCCUCGCUCCCUAUUACAUUCUUUCAGUUCUUUUCCGCAGCGCAAAAGCGCCCUCUGUUGGUUGCAUUUUCCCGCUCUUUUUCUCAUUCGUGUCCUCUCUUCCCGCGUCUACUUUCUGCCCAAACAUCUCUCCACCCUCUCUUAUCAUUCACUGCCCCUCCCCCUUGUUUUUAAUCCUUCUCCGCACUCUCACCUGA